AUGGAGAGCAAACUUCUGGUCGGCGGGAAGAACAUUGUGGACCACACGAAUGAACAACAGAAGAUGCUUGAGCUGAAGAGGCAGGAGAUCGCUGAGCAGAAACGUCGAGAGCGAGAGAUUCAGCAGCAGAUGGAGAGCAGAGACGAGGAGACGCUGGAGCUAAAGGAGACCUACAGCUCUCUACAACAGGAGGUGGACAUCAAAACCAAGAAGCUCAAAAAGCUGUUUGCAAAGCUUCAGGCAGUGAAGGAGGAGAUCCAUGACAUCCACGAGCUCCACAUCAGUGAGAGACAAGAACUGGAACAGACCCAGAACGAACUGACCCGAGACCUCAAGCUCAAGCAGCUAAUCAUCGAGAACUUUAUUCCUCUGGAGGAAAAGAACAAAAUCGAGAAUCGAGCAUACUGCGACGAAGACGAGUACUGGAAGCUCCGCCCCAUCACCCGCCUCGAAGAUGACCAGCUCAUGAUGUCCCGCCCCCUCUCUGCCGUGGGCUACAAACGACCUCUGACCCGAAACUCGCGCAUGGCCAUGAUGAUGAAGCCCGACUUCAGAUACAAAGCUGAUAACCUGGUCAUGUUGGAGUUGGACCUGCCCUCUCGGAGCACCAGAGAGUACCAGGAGCCUGUGAUUGCUCCUAAAGUGGCGGCGGCUCUGGAGGACGCGCUGAAGGACGAGGAGGAGAUCCAGGUGGAUGCGUCUCACAUCAGCAGCUUCAGCCCAGGACUGAGUCCGAGUCUGGGGCAGGAGAGGAGCAGCAGAGUUGGCAGUGCCAACAGCCUCAAGAAGAACAAGAACCCAGGGCGUCCGAAAACUGGCAAGAAGUCGACCACUCCCACCUCUCCAUACGGCCCCAGCCCAGGACCCCCGAUUUACCCACAGUCCCGCGGGCUGGUGCCCAAAUGACCCAUGUCCUGUGACACUGCACUUUAACACUGAGCCACGCUGCUGUAAAAACCACUCCCACAAACACACGUGUCACAUCACACAGAGACACCACUGCAUGAAACACCAUCAGUGUCAUGUGUCGUCACUGCACAGAGGAGACUUCACAUGAACCAGGACAGUGUACCUACUCUUCAAACAUCACAAACACAUGCAGUGACUUGAGAAUGCACGGUCAUUCACUAAUUAAUUACAUUCACUAAUUAAUGCUUUGUUAAAUCAUCAAUUAGUGAAUGUUAGAAAGUAGUCUGAAAAGUCAAGAAGAAAUACAAAAAUGGAUUUAAACAUUUUGAGUAAUGUUACUUGAGAGGGAAUUGUCUAACUUGAGUAACAGAGCUUCAGACAGAGCAGUGCCUCUAGUUAGCAUCACACCCCCAGAGAAUGUUGAUGAUCAGUUGCAAAGUACAGUGGCUCUUUCAGACUCCUGGGAGAUCUCUUCUUACAUUAUACACUGAAGUGUCCACAGUGAACUGUUGCACCAAUCCAGCAACAAUGACCAUUAGUUUGGACUCCUGAAAUUCAAAAUCAAAUCAUUUGAUUUUAUCAGCAGAACUGAUGAAUAUCUGUCAGUGUGAGCCCUCUUGAUUAAAUGAUAUUCACAUUUAGAAAGGGUAGUAUUCAUAAGGCCAUGAAACUGCCUCUCUACUCCAUCUCUGUUGAUCUGGGCUUUGUUGAGCUGGGGUUUUUUAAGAUAAACUUGGAGCUUCUCUUGUGAAUGUUUCAUCAGAUGCCUUAAUCUGUCUGCUCCAUCAGUGUAGCAUGGCUUCCUUUGCAAAACCUGGUAACAUGACCCUGCUGUAAGAAAAGCAUUUGAUCAUAAUGGACUAGAAUAGGUUGUGUUCAUGUGACGUCACACUUUUUUUUACACUGUCUGGAGUUGAACUGGAGCUGAGACAGGUCACAGUCUCAGGUGCAGAGUUGUUGACCUGGUUUAUGGUUCACAUCUCUGUAAUCCCUGGUCUUAUCCUCAUUCAAGUGGUUUUUUGUUGUUGUUUUUUUUCACAUUCUCCUCAGAAAGUGGUGCCAUCGUUCAACCCCAAACACAUGAUAGUCUUUGGGGUUGAACUCCAUCUGAAACUACGACAUCAUCAGAUUGUAGACCAUGAACUCAGCCUAUUCGAUAACCCGUGGUCGUUACUGAGAGAAGCUUUACCAAAACAAACCCCCAAAAUACACGAAAUCAACCAUUCCACGUGAAUCUAAUGCAGUUUUAACUCCCUCUGUAUCACUGCCUCCCCCUGCUGCUCUGAUUCAGUACUGACUCAGAAAGAAAGUAUACCCUCCUCCUUUCCUCUUCCUCUUCCUCCUCACGGGAAAACUGUGACAUGUUUAGUCAAUGUAUAAAGUGUAAAUGACCUAAAUGCACACUGUAAAACUGAAAAUCUGCAGGAGUUAAAAUGACUAGUACUUGUAUAUUUGCGUAUAUUUUACAACGUUAAGGUCAGUUGCUUCUAGAACCGAUGUACAGAUAUAUAUAUAUUUACUUAUACUAUUUAUCAGACAUUUAUUUGAAGCAAGUUUAAUAGAGCUCCACGUAGGUUCCCAAAAGUGCAUUUCUCAUUCAUUUUUCUCUCAGACAUUCUGGAAAAAAAAAAUACAAUAAAUACAAGUUUGAAAGCUCAGGGCCUAAUCAGCUCUGUGGUAUUUCAGAUCUUAUUUCAAAUCUCUUUCUUUAACUUUAUAAAUCUGUAUUUUAUUAAAGCACUUUGCAGAAUCCGGCGUUUUAAAUGUGAUUUUUGGACUCGCACGUAGCUCCACAAUACCUUUACAUUAGAAUUUUGUGAAAAAUGAAUGGAAAAUUAACUUGUGGAACCAAAGUGGACCUUGAACUACUUUUUACUAUUACAUACUUUACUUUUUAGUUGUUUUAUUGGUUGUUAGUUGUUAUUGAAACUAUUGAGAAAAUUAAAAGAAUCAAAUUUUGUACAUUCAUAGUUUUGUAAUAACUUGAUUUUUUUUUAAAGAUUGUUUUUAUUUUAUCUCCUGUAGAGCUUAUUUUUGCAGUGUUCUCGGCGGUGCCUUCACAAACUUAAUGUUGAAAUGUCCAUAGCAGCACCGUCACUUUGACACGUGUAAGAAAAUACGGUCAGGUUCUGUAUCGGAUCUAACUUAUAUCCACACAUUUUAUAUACAAAUGUAGUUAUAUCAUUUUCUAUUCGUCUUGUGUUAUAUUUUGAGAUUUGUAAUUUAAGGUGUACAUUUGAGUUUCGGCAUUUUGACUGAAAGUUGCCGGUUUAUUUUAGGUGAAAAUAUUUCGCAUGAGCGUUUGUCAUGUAAAAGACGACUGCUGCCGGUUCGUCACGCGCCCACUGUAAAAUCUGAAGCUGUAUUCACGUCGCUAAUGCUGAUCACUGCGCCACACUAAAGAGCACGGAGAAAAUGUCUGCACCGCUCACGGUCCAAUGUUCACUUUGUGUUGCGCGUUACUCGUUUGGACUGGUUUUCAUUGAGUCGUGUAACUUUUCUGGUGGCAGGUCCGUCAAAUGUUUUUCUUGACAGAGAUGAUGUGACUUUUUCUGCAGUGUGGCAUUGAAUCUUUCUUUUUUUUUCUUCAUGGGGACCAAACCAGACAGAGUUACAGGUCAGAUCCUUGGAGAGGCGAUCCCGCUCAAAGUUAAAAUACCUGUUUUUCUAAGUAUUUUUGAGCUAUAAAACCACCUGUAAUUGAAUACCGUAUUUUCCGGGCUAGUAGGCACGCUCAUAAGUAUGGAAGCCAAGGGGGGUCACAACAAACGCAAACGCCGCAACAAAUACAAAUACAAAUGCGACAACAUGACAAAAAACCACAACGGAAGUGACCGCGGGACUCUAUUUUAAUGCAAAUGCCGCAACACAUUAAAAAGCCACAACACAUCACAAAGCCACAACGGAAGCGACCGCGGGAAUCUAUUUUAAUGCAAACGCCACAACAAAUACAAAUGCCAAAACACAAACGCAAAAGCCGCAACACAUUAAAA
Boleophthalmus pectinirostris (great blue-spotted mudskipper) is the source of this 3902-nucleotide messenger RNA. RefSeq names its product kinesin-like protein KIF3B. Lineage: Eukaryota; Metazoa; Chordata; Actinopteri; Gobiiformes; Gobiidae. Bases 1 to 906 code for a protein of 301 amino acids. The transcript has 7 exons. The record is from RefSeq and is a predicted model, not a curated record.